This is a messenger RNA of Anguilla anguilla (European eel), 713 nucleotides long. Its product is annotated as cystatin-B-like. The record is from RefSeq and is a predicted model, not a curated record. Lineage: Eukaryota; Metazoa; Chordata; Actinopteri; Anguilliformes; Anguillidae. The coding region runs from base 163 to 462 and encodes 99 amino acids. Gene Ontology annotation, cellular component: cytosol. Gene Ontology annotation, molecular function: cysteine-type endopeptidase inhibitor activity. The transcript has 3 exons.
CUUGGUAUGGUCUAGCCUAGUCACAUGGUACGCUAUAACCUGGUCACAAACUAAAUACUGAACUUUUGUCGUUUCGAUUUGACAGGACAUAUCGUAGGCUAUCAUUGCCCUUUUACGUGUGAUCCAAAACACUGUGCUGUUAGUAAAUUCUCUCUGAUCAUUAUGCCGCUAUGUGGAGGAACAGGAGCACCUCAGGACGCCACUCCCGAGGUGCAGAAAAUCUGUGAUGAGAUUAAGUCGCAGUCGGAGGAGGAUGCUGGGAAGAAGUUUGAUGACUUCAAAGCAAAAUCGUUUGCAUCCCAAGUGGUGGCUGGAACCAACUACUUCAUUAAGGUCCACGUAGGUGGAGAUGACUAUGUGCACCUGUGUGUCCAUAGACCACUGCCCUGUGCAAACCAACCUUUAAAGCUGCUUCGCCAAGAGACAGGCAAGCUUCACCACGAACCAAUUGGUUACUUCUGACCACCCCAAGUCCCUCUGAGUGCUCAAGAGUAUUGUGCCUAGCGUCUGGACUACAACCUCUCCUAUAUUUUACUCUUUUUAUUUGUAACUUUCAAAAAUCAACUAUCAAGCAGCUUUUAAACUACUCGCAAUACGUUUUGUCCUGUGCAUGCAUUGAAUUUCACACUGCUGACUGAAAAAAUUAAAUGGAGUGACAUUUGGAGUUAUUUUUCUCAACUAGUAAAUAAACUUUAAACUUUAUUGUAAACAUG